Molecule: messenger RNA, 472 nt
Organism: Oppiella nova
Lineage: Eukaryota; Metazoa; Arthropoda; Arachnida; Sarcoptiformes; Oppiidae
Source: the annotation of a GenBank genome assembly
GUGAUGAUAAAAACUUUCGCCAAUAAUAGAAAUGGCUGUUAGUUGCGGUGGAUCUGUGAUUAAAAUUGUAUUAUUUGUGUUCAACUUCAUCUGGGUGUUAUGUGGGGCGGCGAUCAUAUACCUGGGCGUUCGGGUUAUCCUAAAAUACACACCCGAUGUGACUGAUGUGGUGAAAGAGACCCCGGCGUAUUCAGCGAUAGUGCUGUUAGUGGCGGGAGGGCUCAUACUAGUGGUCAGCUUUUUAGGCUGUUGUGGUGCUAUCCGUGAGAGCUAUUGUAUGCUUAACACCUACGGCGGACUCGUAUUCCUAUGUCUGGCAGCACAGGGUGUCGGCGCUUAUAUGGCCACCAAAUACAACCACGAUUCAGCACUGAAUGCCUACAAAUGGGAGUUAGCCGAGGAUGAGGCGGCCAAUCGUGCCAUCAAUGAGUUCCAGAAGCAGUUGCAGUGCUGUGGAGGCAAUGAUAGAUAG